UCCCUCCUCUGCCUCGCUUUCGUAGUUUCAUCCCGAGCAAAGCAGUACUAUAAGCUAGCCAGGCAGGCACUCGAGUAGACCCCGUCGCAAUAUAUCAAGUUUAUUCGACAUGGCUCGUGGAAACCAGCGUGAUAAGGCCCGUGAGGCUAACCAGAAGAAGUUGGCUGGCCAGAAAUCCGAGAACAAGAUGUCCGGCUCUGAAAUGGCUCGCACCAAGGAAGCCGUCGCUGCCAAGAUGAGAGAGAAGCAGGCCGCAGCCGAUGCCAAGAAAGCUGCCGAUGGUGCCGCAAAGAAGUAGAACUCCCAAGACGGUAUUCAUGAAAAGAUGAUGGGGGUUGGCGACAAGGUUCAGAAACAACUUGGGAAUUCAGAUGAGAGUGUGGAGAAAGGCAUGGUUGCCGGCGUAGAGCCGGCUUUUGUUUUUAGAUCGUGUUUCCUGGAAUUGCUUAUUUCUCUUCAGCGAUGAUUUUAACGGAAAGCGAAUAUUUUCAAAGCAUUCUCAUAUCGUCCUAAACUAUUGCCGUCCUGCUACGUCGUACGAGACCCGUGUCCACGUAUUAUCAGUAUUAUUACGUUGGUAGAGGGAAAUGCUGAGUGGGAGCACAGUGCAGUCAAGGCAAAAAUCAUGUAAUGAAAUGAUUGUCACUUCGUUGAACGCGAACAUGAAUAUCAGAAAACUCAUACAUUUCUCAAAAGUCUACAAUUAAAGCCCACAUCCAAAAAUACGAUCCAGCCAUAUAUCUAUCACCACAUGCAAGAACGGUGCAUCAAGCCUAUCAAGGGCGACGCCGUGGGUACCGCACGAAUUCAAGUUUUGAAACUGCGCCAAUGAAUUUUACACAACGACGAACGAACGAACCACCUCUUAACCCAUCAGUGCAGCCAUUGGUAGCGAGCCUGCCAUGUGUUAGAUCAGGAAUUGUGAGAAGAGAGAGUUGGAGAGAACUAACCAGACAUGCCACCGACAGCACCAACUCCUUGUGCAGCGAGAGGGAAGCUGGAGACACCGCAGAAGCAAGAGCAAGCG
Molecule: messenger RNA, 1027 nt
Organism: Pseudogymnoascus verrucosus
Lineage: Eukaryota; Fungi; Ascomycota; Leotiomycetes; Thelebolales; Thelebolaceae
Exons: 3
Coding region: 110-298 (62 amino acids)
Source: RefSeq, a predicted model, not a curated record